AUGAAGCGUCAAACGUACACGAGGGAGGAGCUCCUUGCACUGCGCGGGACACUGGCGCUGGGCUCGUUUCUAGACCCCGUGCCACUGGACUGUCCUAUGCGCACCGACAGCGACCUGACGCUGCUCCAAACAACCGUGCGGAAACGCAAGAAGGAGCAUCAGCAGCGGAUGCCAGUGCUGCAAAGGUCGGCUGCUGAUAGCGGGGCUGUCGGGGAAACAGAUGACCUGACGCGAGUUAACAACCUCCGAUCGGGAUUAAAAGAGUUAUCAAUUGCGCUGGGCAAUCCAAAUAGGGCCGGGGAAUACGCUGAUACCGAGGAACGUCGGCACACGGUUCUCAUGCCGCCGCGUCUGCAGACACCCUUCGUGGUCAUCGAUGCCAAGCGCAGACAUCGAAACGUUGCUAGUGUAGAUUACGAGAAGAAGACUGAGGUGAAUGUUGAUGCGGAGCGGAUGCUGGUGGCUCGGCUGCGUUUACGACAGCGAGCGCAGCAGGCGGAACGACCACCGAGCACUUUAGUUGAGGAGCCGCCACAGUGCGAGGAGAGAUCUGCCGGUAGCGUGGUAUUCGCCACGUCACCACCCACUGAAAUGGUCGCUGCCUCGCGCGCCACUUGGAUUACAGCCGCUGAGCCGGUUCAGCUGAAAAUGAGUGCACUGCAGCACCUGGAGGCGGGCACCGCCGUGCCCGUUUUGAACUUCUCGCUUUUUAAUUCCGCCUUCGGGAGUCGCUACUUACACUUCACACGCUCCUUGGGCCUGUGGCAUUACCUCUCUGGGGCACUGGGGACGCGCUACCCGCAUUUCCUUGGUCACGAUGCGGGUGCGAGGCCGCGGGCCGGCGACACAAGCAACAGCACCAGCAGCUGCAGCCCCAAUGGAAAAGAGAGUUCGAUCGGACUAGACGACUCCGAAACGAUGCCUGUUGGCGGGGAGAAGAGUGACAGUGAUAUUGCGGCGGCGUUGAAGAAAAAGCGACCUCAUCGGAGACGCACGAAUCGGACGCAUGCGGAAAAACGAGAACACCGUCAGCUUCAGCAGAUUCGUGCAGGGCGGACAGACAAUGGUGGGUGUGGUGUAUGA
Molecule: messenger RNA, 1083 nt
Organism: Trypanosoma rangeli
Lineage: Eukaryota; Euglenozoa; Kinetoplastea; Trypanosomatida; Trypanosomatidae
Exons: 1
Coding region: 1-1083 (360 amino acids)
Source: RefSeq, a predicted model, not a curated record